AUCUGUUCCAGCCGUCGUCAUGUCACGAAAGUCUGAGAAUACUCCGAAGUCCCGUGAACCAAGAGGGCCAACCACAUCCGUCACCCGGAACUCGUACCUCAAAUGGACGCAGCUUGGUUUUCCGGAGAUACACUUCAGUUGGGUCAUCGAAAACUUCAGCAUCUGGAUUGCGAGCGUUAAGCGGCGUAAGGUCAAGAUCGCGUACUCACCGGAAUUCCCGGCCGGGCCAAGCGCCACCAAGUGGAGGAUGGUGUUCCGGAUUGACGAUCGGCAAACGUCGCUGUUCCUUGACCCGGUGGAAUGCCCAGAGAACAUGCAGGUUCAGUUCUACUUCAAGGUGUACGGCAACUGCCGGGUGCUUGUGACGGGAGGAUUCACGCUGAAAUUUACGCCGGACGCAGAUGAGUUCCAGGGAUGCAAAAAUCUGUACAACGUCUACCGCUUGGUUGAAGAGGCUAAGAUACGCGGGAACGAGCUCACUAUUUCAUGUGAAGUGGUUAUUGAGGAAAUUUUGAGGAAAAACGUUCAAAGCAACAGCGCUGAUAUUCAGAAAUUCCACGUGGCAAACGCCAAACUACACGCCGACAUGGGGAAGCUUCUGCAAAUGGACAACUUUGGCGACGUCGAGCUGGUGGUCGGAAAUCGCACGUUUACGGCGUACAAGGGCAUCCUGGCCGCCCGUAGCUCCGUGUUUGCGGACAUGUUCGAGGGGCAGGGCAAUCGCUACCAAAUCGACGACAUGGAACCUAGCAUGUUUGAAGAAGUUCUCCGAUACAUUUACACCGACCAGGUGUCCGAUCUGGGUGUAUUGAAGUUUCCUCUGUUUGCAGCCGCCCACCGGUUCAACAUCGGAUCGCUCAAGCAACUUUGCCAGGACGCGAUCCUGGCUGGACUUUCCGCGGACACGGUUGUGGAAGCGCUUAAAACGGGCGCAAAUUGCGAGGCACACGAAAUGAAGCAUAAAACGCUGGCGUUCAUAUGCAACGAGUCGAUUGAAAUGCCAGAGGUGCGUGGUUGGGAUGAGCUGCAACAAUCGCUUCCAGGGCUGGCCAGCGAGGCACUUUAUAUUUUCUGA
Culex quinquefasciatus (southern house mosquito) is the source of this 1075-nucleotide messenger RNA. RefSeq names its product protein roadkill-like. Lineage: Eukaryota; Metazoa; Arthropoda; Insecta; Diptera; Culicidae. The record is from RefSeq and is a predicted model, not a curated record. Gene Ontology annotation, molecular function: ubiquitin protein ligase binding. Bases 20 to 1075 code for a protein of 351 amino acids. Gene Ontology annotation, cellular component: cytoplasm; nucleus. The transcript has 2 exons. Gene Ontology annotation, biological process: proteasome-mediated ubiquitin-dependent protein catabolic process; regulation of proteolysis.